AUGGAGAAGACAGUAAAGAUGGAAGAGCAGAACUUUGCUGUCCCUGAAGGAGGAAAAAUCUCCUGUAUCGUGCAGGAAUGGAGCAGUGCAGAACCCUGGGAAAGCAGAGAGCUGGAGAACAUGGGUUGGACCAACACCAGUUCAGACGUAGAGUACAAGGUUUUCAGGGACUUCUUCUACCAGGAGGCUGAGGGACCCCGAAGGGGGGGAGCGGGAAACGAAAAGACCUGCAGAGAGAAUAAACUGACCCUGGGAGAUCCUUCUAAGCCUCCUUCGCUUUGUGGUGGACUGGAAGCGGUUUCUGCACAGCCAGGGCAGGGUCCAGUGACUUUUGAGGAGGUGGCCGUGCAUUUCUCGGAGGAGGAGUGGGCUCUGCUGGAUCGAAGCCAAAGGACUCUGCACAAGGAAGUCAUGGAGGAGAAUCGUGGGAUCCUGACCUCUCUGGGUGAUUGCAGGGAGAACAAGAAAAAUGGCGCACAUCAGAGAAGGAGAGCAGAAACUGAACAGGAGUGGGGAAACAAAUCCAUUUCUCUUGAAGGGUCAGACGUCCGUGAAAUGCCAUUAGUAGAAGAACCAAGGAAAAGGAAUAUUCACAAUGGGAAGCCACAGAAGAAAAGCUCUCAGGAUAUAAAGACUCAGAAGAUACACCGUACCAAGGGUCAAAGAUUUCAUACAGAAGGGAAAAGAUUUCAGUGCUUGGAGUGUGAGAAGAAAUUUAAUUUCCACUCAGAACUUAUCUUGCAUAAAAGGAUUCACUCAGGGGAGAAGCCCUUUAAAUGCUCUGAAUGUGGAAAGGGUCUCAGUAGCAGCACAAGCCUUAAAAACCAUCUCAGAAUACACACAGGCGAAAAGCCCUUUCACUGCCCAGAAUGUGGAAAGAGUUUCAGUAAGAGCAUUAACCUGAAAGCACAUCAAAAUUCUCACACAGGGGAUAAGUCCUAUAAAUGCUUUGAGUGUGGAAAAAGCUUCCUUCAUAGCAGCCGCCUUAAGGUGCAUCAAAGGACUCACACAGGCGAGAAGCCUUUUAAAUGCUCAGAAUGUGGAAAGGGUUUCAGUUGCAGCAGGAACCUUACAGAUCAUCAGAGAAUCCACACAGGCGAGAAGCCCUUUAAAUGCUCAGAAUGUGGAAAGGGUUUCAGUUGCCGAAGGAACCUUAAAAACCAUCACAGAAUCCACACAGGGGAGAAGCCCUAUCAAUGCUCAAUAUGUGGGAAAAGUUUCAAUCAGAGCAGCCAACUUAAGUUGCAUCAGAGAAUUCACUCAGGGGAGAAGCCCUAUAAAUGCUCAGAGUGUGGAAAGGGUUUCACUCGGAGCGGAUAUCUUAAGGUGCAUCAAAAUAUCCACACAGGCGAGAAGCCCUUUAAAUGCUCAGAAUGUGGAAAGGGUUUCAGGUACAGCACAAACCUUAAAGACCAUCAGAGACUCCACACAAGGGAAAAGCCCUAUCAGUGGUCAGUAUGUGGGAAGAAUUUUUCUGUGAGCAACCCGCUUAAGAUGCAUCAUAGAAUUCCCACUGGCGGGAAGCCCUAUGAAUGCUUGGAAUGGAAAGAGGUUUUCUUCCAGCACACAUCUUAAGCAACAUCAAAGAAUUCAC
This is a messenger RNA of Elgaria multicarinata webbii, 1594 nucleotides long. Its product is annotated as zinc finger protein OZF-like. The coding region runs from base 1 to 1575 and encodes 524 amino acids. NCBI's taxonomy places the organism in Eukaryota, Metazoa, Chordata, Lepidosauria, Squamata, Anguidae. Gene Ontology annotation, molecular function: RNA polymerase II cis-regulatory region sequence-specific DNA binding; DNA-binding transcription factor activity. The transcript is spliced from 5 exons. The record is from RefSeq and is a predicted model, not a curated record. Gene Ontology annotation, biological process: regulation of transcription by RNA polymerase II.